AUGUUCGGGAAGGAGUCGGUUAUUAAGGGAAGCUUAGCGGAGAUGGUUCGGAUCGGGUGCAAAGGGAAUUCGGGGCGGAGAUGUAUCGGGAUGGGAAGUACUAGCAGUGUAAUUCGUGGAACGCGGAUGGUGACUAACAUCUUCUGGAUAUUUGGGUCCGUCGUAUAUUCUACCCUUAGCUACCUUUCCAAAUCCCCAUUAGAUAUUGAAAGCCGCGCUCUCGGCAUUCAUGCGGGGUCAACACCUUCAAAUCAUUUUUCACCCCAACAGCAAUAUAAAACUACCACCCUAUUCUCUCCAAUACCCCUCGGCAACGUAAGCUUCAUAACCGCUGCGACACUAGAUUCGCUAGGAGGGAGAAAUAUUGCGCCGGGGAAACAGUUCUUGAGCUUCCAGCAUGAGAUAUUUCUUAGGUUACAUAUGUACGGGAAGACCUAUUCCCCUUUGUCAACUGCGGACUUCGGGUUAACCCUUGGAUUCGAUUACCUCAAUCCGGAUCGUACGUACGAUAAGAUACCUAGUCACGGGAGAUGUGGAGUAGAUGAAUGCGUACGUAUCUCAAAAUCUCCCCAAUUGUUGACAUGUCGGAAGUUCAUCCUUCAUGCGGUCUGUAACCCUAACACAUCCCUCCGUUACACAUUAAAUUCCCGGCUCCAGCAUACAACAGCCAACAUCGGCGUUCCGAGAAAUUUGUCGCGUCUUCUUUCAGCCAACCAAACUCAAACCCAAGUCCAGAGAGAUAACAAAGAGCUGAAUACAAUGGAAAAUCUGACGAGAAUGGAAGUCAAUAGCCAGCCUGAUACCAUGGGAUUGGCAGCAAUAACGAGAGAGGGCGGAGUUGACGGCCAUCUCGAGCGAGGCGGUAGAGCAUACGAAAACGAUGCGCAUCUGCCCAGGUAUUCAAUACGAUACCUCUGCCUCCUGACGCCUGUUUUGUGGAAGCCGAUAGCCAGCUCUCAUACCCCGGGGUUGGCAACAAUAUCCGUCGGCUUUAUGAUUGCUCAGGCUGUUGGUAGACCAUACGAGACCGCCCAGGUCCUAAAUACGAUUUCAAUCCCCCUUGAUGCCUGUUUCGUUGACCGGUGUUCUCGGCACUACCAAAAAACUACCCCCCUCCCAAGCAGGGUAUCGAUAUAA
This is a messenger RNA of Lindgomyces ingoldianus, 1137 nucleotides long. RefSeq lists its product as uncharacterized. The transcript has 9 exons. The record is from RefSeq and is a predicted model, not a curated record. Lineage: Eukaryota; Fungi; Ascomycota; Dothideomycetes; Pleosporales; Lindgomycetaceae. The coding region runs from base 1 to 1137 and encodes 378 amino acids.